This is a messenger RNA of Conger conger (European conger), 2307 nucleotides long. Its product is annotated as fucosyltransferase 7 (alpha (1,3) fucosyltransferase). Gene Ontology annotation, molecular function: alpha-(1->3)-fucosyltransferase activity. The transcript is spliced from 2 exons. The coding region runs from base 647 to 1789 and encodes 380 amino acids. Lineage: Eukaryota; Metazoa; Chordata; Actinopteri; Anguilliformes; Congridae. Gene Ontology annotation, cellular component: membrane. The record is from RefSeq and is a predicted model, not a curated record.
AGCAUGGCCCUUGUCACAGUGCGUGGAGUCGGGCUGGCGUGAGUGUCACAUCCUGUACACAUCCUGAACACAUCCUCUUCUGACCCAUCGGGCCACUAGAACACAGCGCACCACCCCUGACUCAGCUCUCUACACACUAGCGCAACAGCAGGCGGCAAAGAUGAGGAUCAGCUGUUCCCAUGCCACAAAAUGGCUGGCGAAGGGUCCUGCCACCACCGCUGUCUUCCUGAUUUGUGAAAACCAACAGCUGGUGACCACGACGGCCCGAUAGAGGCUUGCUUGCAGAAUGGAAUGAGUUCUCCCUAACUGAACACUGAUUAGAAGAAGAAGAAAAAAACAAACAACACCAUCGGAUUCAAAGCUUGGAAGCACUGGACGACACUUUUUUUUUGGGAUUUGAGAAGGCACCCUGCUUGACCGUGACAUCACUGUGCUGGGAGCUGGAGCGUCUGUGCACUCCCAUACAGCCUGCCACUUGGGGGCCUGAUCAAAGGGCCUGUCAGCUGCUUUCCAUUUGUGAGAAAUGACAUGACUUCUUGAACCGGCAUUCUCAACUCUUCUCUCUGAGGGCCACAUGGAUCUGCUGCCGUCUGUUUUCACUUUAUAAAGCAAACAACCGGAGGCAGGAGUCUUGGAGAGCAGACUGAUGAUUCUCGCCCUGAAGCACAAGAUCUUCAUCGUCUGCACGUGCAGCGUGGUACUCAGCCUCUUCCUCCUGGACCAGAGCUUUGGGGGCAAGGCCGUGAAGCAGCAGGAGCAGCAGAAUGUCACCGUCCUGCUCUGGCACUGGCCCUUCCACCGGGCCUACAGCCUGGAGGGCGACGUGUGUCGGGAGUGGUACGGGAUCCCCAGCUGCAUCCUGACCGACAGCCACGCCGCCUUCCCCCACGCCGACGUGGUGGUCUUCCACCACCACGAGCUGAAGUACAAGCGGGCGAGCCUGCCCCUCCACCUGCCCCGCCCGCCUACCCAGAAGUGGCUCUGGCUCUCCCUGGAGUCCCCUGCCAUCAACAUGCCCCUGGCGGCCUACGACGGCCUCUUCAACUGGACCAUGUCGUACCGCCGGGACGCCGAUGUCUUCGUCCCCUACGGGGAGCUGGUGCCGAGAGCCCCGUCUCCGGUCCCGGCCGGCGACGAGCGCCACGACGACUACGCCGUCCCCGGCAACAAGACCCACCUGGCGUGCUGGGUGGUGAGCCGCUACAGGUCCGGCCACGAGCGGAGCAAGGUGUACCAGCGUCUGAAGCAGGUGGUGAAGGUGCAGGUGUACGGGCGCUGGGUGCGGAGACCCCUCAGUGUCGCCGACCUGCUCCCCACCAUCUCCCGCUGUUACUUCUACCUGGCGUUCGAGAACUCACAGUCCCUGGACUACAUCACGGAGAAGCUCUGGCGGAACUCCUUCCAGGCGGGCACCGUGCCCGUGGUCCUGGGCCCGCCCCGGGGGAACUACGAGGCCCUGGUGCCUGCCGACUCCUUCAUCCACGUGGACGACUUCCACAGCGUGGAGGAAAUGGGCAGGUUUCUGCAGCAGCUCGCUGGGGACCCGCGGCGUUACGCCUCCUACUUCGCGUGGCACAGGCUCCAUGACGUCAAGCUGUAUACCGACUGGAGGGAGAGGCUGUGCCAGAUCUGCCGACACUACCGGAGCCUGGAUCCCGGCAAGGUGUACCACGACCUGGAGGGCUGGGCGAACGGGUACGCCAUUACCUUCCACGCCUCGCUUCACUGCAUGUCCAACGAGAAACUGAUUACAACAAUUUCCCGUACUUCUAUUAUAUUUUUGCUGUGAAACGGCAGUGCGGCAACUUCAGCAAUCACUAAAAUGAACUUGCCAAACGUUUUAAAGGUAAAAUGUUAAUUGAAUACAGGCCAAAAUUCAAUUCAAACAAUCUUAUCUGUCAUAGAAUUCCAUCCACAAUAUAUAUAUAUUUUUUUUUUCUCAUCAACCUGUUAAUUUUCCUCUAGAACUGGAUUUGAGACCUGAGAGAACCUACCCUCUGGACUAUGUGGAAGGGUGGUCGUUUGGUUCCACUCUUCACAGGUCGAAGCUGCUCUUCCAGAGACCUGCUGGACCCCGAGUUUCCCGGUCUGCAUCUUCAUUCUCACAGAGCCAACGUCACAGGGAAAUGAUUACUGAUUGUGAAGUCAUUUGUGAGGUUUGAGAGCUAACUGGUCUCAGGAAGGGGAGAAAAUACUUCUUUGUGAAUAUGGUCAGAAUGUUUUAUAAAAACUGUGAUUUUACAAUCAAAUACCUCAAAUACAAGCCCAAUUCUAAAACAGUUGGGACGCUUUGUAAAAUGUAAAUAA